Messenger RNA from Lytechinus pictus (painted urchin), 6546 nucleotides. RefSeq names its product ATP-binding cassette sub-family C member 5-like. Gene Ontology annotation, biological process: transmembrane transport. Gene Ontology annotation, molecular function: ATP binding; ATP hydrolysis activity; ABC-type transporter activity. The coding region runs from base 464 to 4558 and encodes 1364 amino acids. The record is from RefSeq and is a predicted model, not a curated record. Gene Ontology annotation, cellular component: membrane. Lineage: Eukaryota; Metazoa; Echinodermata; Echinoidea; Temnopleuroida; Toxopneustidae. The transcript is spliced from 9 exons.
ACACUAAGCCAUGAGAGCAUAGCUAUUUUGAUCCACGACACAUUUUGAGCACAAUGCAUAAAAAAAAACAUUUUAUUCUUCCUUGACUGCACUACUACUAUAGCGUAUCCAGCAUGACAAAGGAAUGUAUAAAUUAUGGGCCCAUAUACCAGCAAAAUAGAUAGGCCAAGAGCAACGUGGAAAUUAUUGUCCCCAGACAAUUGGGCCCAAGAAAUGCUUUGUAGGAUCUGAUGUUGGAUACGCGCCUGCUACAGCUACAUGUAUGUUGUUUACUUCCUGAGAACUUUUAUAAGUUGAUUCAUUUGCUAAUGAGCCUUCGGGUAAAACAGACUGUCCAGCUAAUCAAGUUCCCAAGCCAUCUUUCCAGACUAUCAAACUUUGCACUUUAUAUCUCGCAAUCGAUUUGAGACAGCUCAUUGGGUCGGCGUUUGACCGUAUUGACUAGACGAAGACCAUCGAAGAGAUGAAGCUUGAAAGAAAGGGAGAGAGGGAUGAUGAUACGAAGGAUGCUGAACAGUUUCAGGACAAUCGGAAAGGAGAUGGUGCCAGACCAACCAUAGCGUACGAGGGAACUAAUGACGACGCCGCCGCCAAUAAGCGUUGGGCGACAAGGGGCAUCAUCAGCAGUAUAACGUCACAAUGGUUGACGCCGCUGUUCCGUACCGCCAAGAAACGCGGACUUCAUGAAGACGAUCUAUGCGGUAUUGCACCCGAGGAUUCAGCGCAGAAAAAUGCAACGAUAUUUUCGCGGUUAUGGGAGGACGAAAUCAAACAAAGCGGCGACGACGCGGUCAAAGCGUCACUCGGACGCGUAAUUCUGCGGUUCGUUUGGUGGCGUAUUCUUGGCAGUAUGAUAAUGGUUAUAUUCAGCCAAAUGACAGUAUUCCUUUUGUCGACGGUGUCAAUCCGCGGUCUUCUCCGUUAUUCCGAGGACGCGACCGCGCCGCUUUACCUCGGUCUACUUUACGCGGUCAGUGCCAUGCUCUUCACCAUUCUAUACAACCUCACACUGGGUUGCUGUUACUUCAUUGGGGCGAGGACAGGGGCGCGGUUGCGGGGCGGUGUGGUGGCGCUUCUACUGCGAAAGAUACUGCGGUUACGUGGUCUUCACAGGGCAUCGAUGGGAGAAAUUGUGAAUUUGUGUGUCAAUGAUGGAAACAGGCUCUACGAUGGCAUGGUCUUUUCACCUCUCAUUUUCGGAGCACCAGUGGUAUUUAUAUGCGCAUGCGUAUUCACUACGCACAUCAUUGGCAAAUCAGCUCUGAUUGGUAUGCUGGUCUACGUGCUUGUUUACGCAGCGCAGUUUGCGUUAACAGCAGGUAAGGUUGUCUUUCGUACAAACAUGAUGAAAGAGACUGAUAAGCGGGUCCACACUAUCAGCGAGAUGCUAACUAACAUCAAGUUCAUCAAGAUGUAUGCAUGGGAAGACUGUUUUGAGAAGAAGAUUAAUGAUAUUCGCAAAACCGAGUUACGAGCACUAGUUGGCCUAGGCGUCCUUCGUGGAAUUCAAAAGAGCUUCAACGUUCUGGUACCAACAGUAGCUGUAGUAUCCACCAUCAUGCUCAAACUCUUCCUUAAUGAGAGCUUUUCAUCAGACCAGGUGUUGACCUAUGUCGCUGUCAUCUAUAGCAUGCGUUCUAUGCUCACCAUGACACAAUUCGGUUUCCAAUUCUUGAGCGAUCUUCUUGUGUCUGUACGACGGAUCAAGAACUUAAUGAUUCAGGCUGAGGUGCUGCCGAUCGGUGCAGGUGUGACGGACCGGUCGAACGCGAUUGAGUUGAAAUCAGUGACAGCGACUUGGGAUGACGGCACAACAAAAAACGAAAGGGAGCAACGCGAGACACAACGGAAAAGUGACGGUUAUGAAACUUCGGACCACGUGGACCAUGAAAGCGACCCGUUGUCGAACUCCCCCGUAACACAUGCAUUGAAUGAUAUAUCAAUUGUAUUAAAAAAGGGAUCACUUGUAGGUGUGUGUGGGAGCGUAGGAAGCGGCAAAACCAGUCUGAUACACACCAUUCUCCAGCAGACUCGCAUUGUACAAGGAUCCGUAGCAGUAGAAGGGUCUUUGGCGUACACCUCGCAAGAACCUGACAUUUUCCACACAACAGUCCGUGAGAACAUCACCAUGUUCGGUGAUCCUCGUGAAGGUAGGCGAGAGACUGAAGAUGGCAAUGGAGAAAAGAGAUAUCGGGACGCAAUCAGGGUCAGUUGUCUGAGUGACGACAUCGCGGCGUUUCCGUGCGGUGAUCGCACGGAGAUCGGCGAGCGUGGCGUCAACCUGAGUGGAGGUCAGAAACAUCGAAUGAGUCUGGCUCGAGCUGUCUAUGCUGAUCGGGAUAUCUACCUGCUUGAUGACCCGUUGAGUGCAGUUGAUACAAGGGUGGCGGAACACAUCUUUACUGAGUGCAUUGCGGGUAGCCUCAAGAACAAGACGGUACUCUUGGUCACGGCAAACUUACAAUACUUGAGCAAAUGCGAUGAGGUGAUAGUCAUCAGCAGUGGACGGGUGAUAGAACACGGUACGCCUACUCAGCUCAUGGCUAACCAAGCCGAAUAUGCCCGACUUAUACAGCAGUUCGGAUCAGAAGACCACGCAAGAACAGCAGACGACUGCAUCGACGGAGACGGUGACAACGGAAAGAUGGAACCCAAAGGCCUCUCGGAGAAAUUCCCAGCGAAGCAUAUGAGUGAAGACUGUCAGGAUAAAACCAAAGAUGGGAAAUUGGUGAGCACAGAGACUCGUGAACAGGGCGAAGUCAAUGCACAGACCUACCUUACCUACUGCAGAUAUGCAGGGGGUGUGAUACCAUGUUUUCUUUCCUUUCUGUUAUACGUUUUAUCGCCGGCAAGUGCUGCAUUCAACAACUUUUGGUUAAGUUACUGGCUUACCAAGGGCAGUGGUGACCCUCAGAAUGGUACCAAUCCACAGCAAGACGAUCAACCAGAUAUUCUGCAGAAUCCUAAAUUCUGGUUUUACAGGGAUGUAUAUCUGUACAGCUUUUGCUGUGUGAUGGUAAUAUGCAGUCUACGCAUAAUUCAUUACGUUAUGAUUACGCAGAGAGCGUCCUUCAACCUGCACCGAUCACUCUUCCAAAAGGUACUCAGUUGCCCAAUGGAAUUCUUUGAUACAACUCCAUCAGGAAGGGUCCUGAAUCGUUUCUCUCGUGACAUCGACGAAGCUGACAACGAAGUUCCGAAUGCUCUCGAGACGGCACUCUGGACCUUUUUAAGUGUGCUUUCAGCAAUUAUUAUAGUCAUAAUUGUCUUUCCGUGGUUUAUCAUAGGUGUUAUCAUCGCUGCAAUUGUUUUUGUGUAUUUAUCUCGGAUGUUUCUACCAGCUAUUCGUGAUAUCAAACGUAUUGAAAAUAUCAAACGAUCACCACUCAUCAGUCACAUUAAAGCUGCAGUAGAGGCUCAGACAACCAUCCUGGCAUUUGGGAUGGAAAAGGGAUUUAUUGAAAGAUGUAACAAUCUUUUAGACACCAGUGCUGUUCCAAAAAUACUUUUUGUACUGGGGCAGCGAUGGUUGGCCUUCAGAUUGGACUUGUGCGUAUCAUUAGCCCAACUGGUACUUGGUCUUUCUGUUGUGUUCACACACAACACUACUGCUGCCGCUUUUGCUGGUCUUGCUCUUGCUUAUUCUGUACAGCUUCUAGGAACUCUUCAGUAUUCUGUGCGACUGAUCACAAUCACACAAGCCCGUUUUACAUCAAUUGAACGAAUCAUUGAUUAUGUUAAAAGAUUGAUAUCAGAACGAUGCACCAGUAAAGGGUUGACGAUCAAGCAGGGUUGGCCAAAGCAUGGAAAGGUCACAUUUGAUUCAAUUGAGAUGAAAUAUCGAGACAACCUUCCAGCAGUACUGAAGAGCGUUUCAUUCCAAGUUCAUUCUAAAGAGAAAAUUGGAAUCAUAGGAAGAACAGGAUCAGGAAAAUCAUCCAUUGCUGUCGCUUUGUUUCGUCUGGUCGAUAAAAUGUCGGGCAGAAUUCUUAUAGAUGACCUUGAUAUCAGUAGCAUCCCUGUCAGGGAGCUUCGUUCAUGUAUCUCGGUGAUCCCUCAGGAUCCAGUUCUCUUCAGAGGAACUCUCCGUUUCAACCUUGACCCCUACGAUCAGUUUUCUGACCUUCAGAUUUGGGAUGCUUUGGAGAAAACAUUCAUGAAGAAAAGUAUAUCUGGUAUCCAACGACAACUCCAAAUCCCUGUGAGUGAAAAUGGGUCAAACUUUUCCGCUGGAGAAAGACAGCUUCUUUGUCUAGCUAGAGCUCUCCUGCGGAACUCGGUGAUACUGUUCCUUGAUGAAGCAACUGCUGCUGUUGAUGUAGAAACAGACAACCUCGUCCAAAGUACAAUCAGAACAGCAUUUUCAAACUGCACAGUUUUGACAAUAGCUCAUCGUCUUCACACAGUCUUAGACUCUGAUCGCAUUCUUGUUAUGGAAGACGGUUUUGUCUUGGAGAUGGAUACACCAUCAGAACUCCUUGCCAACCCAGACUCUAGACUGAACGGAUUUUUGAGAUCAGGACAAAAUAAAAACGGUGAUAUGGAUGUCUCCUUUUAAUGGAUGCAACACAUUAUGGCUAUCAGAGUUUCAACAGGAAAAUAUAUGGCAGAUUUACUUAUUGAAUUUACUGGCCUUUUUGGGUGUUCUGGGUCAGUGUUCUUCUCGGACAUGGCCCCAGGUGCCCUAAUGCCUAUUUGGUCAGUGCCUUAGACUUGAGCAUGCCUUAAGGAUUUGAACCUUGAAAACCCAAGGCAGGGUAUAUAAAUUUUAGAUUUAUUUUUGUUGUGGAUAAUAUUAAAAGUAGUAGCAGAUGAAGUAGAAACAGUAGUACUAGAAGUAGUAGAAGGUUCACUCAGUUAUUGUAACUUGUAAUAUCACAUCUCAAUUAACUUACUACCAUAAGAAUACUACUACCUCUAUUAGUAUUACUACUACUACUACUAUUACUCAUAAAAUGAUUAUUAUGGUAGUCAUUAACUCUGGAGAAAUCAUUGCUUCCCCAUUAUCCUGGUCUGUAUAGUUUGCCCCAAAAGAUAUAAAUUGCAUUUUCCGUUUUCUUCAUUAUACUUGCCAUUCCAGUUCAGUGAACUUAAAAAUAGCUGAUUUUGUGGAUAACUCUCCCUUUUUUGUUCCCAAUUCUUUUAAGAUUUUCCCCAUUAUCUUUCGAAUCGCCUCUUGACACGUACUAGCACAACAUAUGCCACGGGAAAUUAAUUCACACCACUAGUAUGUCAAGGUUAGGAGGAGCAUGGACUGACUGUACUAGUACCAUAAAAUAUGUAAGAUAAAGGGAACAUCUGAAAAUUUGUGGACACAACCAAUGGAGAGUUGCCCGCAAAGUCGACCAUUUUGAAGCUUGUUUGUCAAUUUGAGGUGUCCUAUCUGCUUAUUGCAAGAACUUUCAAACUUCCUCAACUCUUUUAUUUUAUAACCGAUUUCGGUUAAACUCAUUUCAAAUUGUCCCUCUCAUUUUCCUUUUCCAAUAAGAUUGCUUCUCCCUUCAAGUUGUUUUAUGUCCUGUAAGUGUGAUAUGAUUAUCACUGACUUUAGGAUAGCUAAACAUCACACUGAAAAUCGACUUCUAUGUUUAUGCAUCUCUUCCGCAACGUUCCUAUCUUUAGGAGUGGACACAAAUAAAGAAUAGCUGAAAAAAAAGGUGAGUGUUGACAAAAAAAAUAUUGAAAGAGCUCCCAUACUUUUUAUACAGAGGAAACCUAAAGUGAUCUGAUAUUAAGCUGGAAAAAAAAUUGUUGUAUGGCUAGAAUUAUUGAAAAAGUAUGAAUUGAUGACUGUCACAGGCUUUCAUGAUGGUGGUGGUAGUAGUAGAUAAUUAAUGUGGAGCGUUGUGACCCAGUGGAUUGAAACCGAGGGUCGUGGGUUCGAAUCCCAGCCAUGGCGUAGUUUCCUUCAGCAAGAAACUCAUCCACGUUGUGCUGCACUCAACUCAGGUGAGGUGAAUGGGUACCCGGUAGGAAGAAAUUCAUUGAAUGCUUGAGCGCCUAGGCAGCUCAGCUAAAGCCGGGGUAAUAAUAAUAGCAGGGCCCGCUGGGAGAACAGUUUUCUGAACUAGAUGUGGAUACCCUGGGUAAAUAUAAAUACCUAUAUUAUUAUUAGUAUUAUCACUAAUGUAACUAUGAUUACCUUUUUUCCAAAUCACUUUUUACAUAUUCUUGUUUGUUUGUUUGGUAUUACAUUAACUGUUCUGUAUUAGUAACAAGAUACAUUGUAACCCUCUAUAUUGUUCCUCGAGAACUGAGAUCCCAGGUGUGUAUUAUGUGUUAUUAUCUUUGUUAAGGAUAUAAUUAUAAUAAUUUAUCCAUAAAAAUGUGUUUUUUGUAACGGGGUUAUUAUGAUUUACCAAUAAAGAGGUAAUGUGAUACAUGUACGUGCAUAUUUGGAAUGAUGAUAAAUUGAUAUUGGUAUAAUGAUAAUGCAUGGCAACGAUGAUGUUGUUGAUGCUGGGAAUAACGAUGUCGAUGAUGGUGACGAUGAUGAUAUUCAGGGUCUGUUUUGUGUUUAUUUAUUAAACUAAUCAGUUUGCCUAG